AGCAGCAGGCAGGAGCCGAGAGAGCGCGCCGUUGCCGCUUUUCUCGCCUAGUCUCGUGGCAGAUAUCGAGUCUGUUUUGCCUUGAGCUGUGUCGGACUCUUGUGGGCCUGUCUUCCGGCCAGAUAUGAUGGCGAAGAUUGUACGCUCUGUCCUUGCGGUCGUGAUUGCAUUGAUCUGCGGUCCAGGGGAUGCGUUUGUUGUAGGCGCGGGCCGGGGGCUGGCUCCAGGGCGACCACUGCAUACGACUACGUCGGCGUUCGCCCCCGCUUGCUGUAGUAGCCCCCGUAGAGGUCGACCUGCGGGCGGAAUGGCUUUCCGGGCCUCCCUAUCAAGCACGCCGGCAUUCCGCGGCAGGAACCGGAAAGCUAUGUCAACGCGGAGGUUGGGCUGCCGGGAAGGUGAACGGGGGAUGAACGAGGGAGUGCAUUACGGGGACGCCGUCGGUGGAAAGGAGGGAGGCGGGGAGGGGGAGGCUGUUGCAGCGCGGCGCGCCCGCUUCGCUCGGCCUGCUGCGGUGUUGCGGUUUGUGCGGCAAGCAGUGGAGCGCGGGGUCAGCAUGUCCAGCAAGGGGACGAGGGCGCGAGUUGCUGCGUGGCGCCGAAGGAUGUCGGUGGCCUUCAUCGGUGUUGCCGCUGCCGUGAUGAUGAUGACCGCCUCGGCCGGCCCGGCCCAGGCGCUGUUCGGGAUUGGUGGGAGGAAGGAGGCGCCUGUGACUCGCCUCACCUACAUGCCGGAGAGCGUCUACCAAGAGCGGGAAGCGCUGCAGAAGUUUUGCGAGACGCCCCAGCAAGACCGGUUGUUCGACGCCAACGACUUGACCGCGUUCGAGGAGGAACUGGAUGAGAUUGACAUGUUCUCGAACAAAGUCGCUCCUAGCUACGGAGCGCGGGAGUCGCUCCGCCUAAAGUACGCUCGCCAUGCUGAAGACUUCGCAACAAUGGAAGAAGGAAAACUGACUGCUGGGUCCUUCGGUUUCGCCAGUUUCGCCAUCGUAGGCGGCCUUGCGGUGGUUGUUGGUGGUACCGUGCUUGGCGGCUUUACUUGGGCGUGCCGGGCUUUCAUGAACAUGGCACGGGAGGAGGAAAUUUUCCUCUACGGGGAAGAGAUCAGCGUUGACGCCACCGAAAAGCCAGACGAGGAACUGGACGAUCUGGACGAAGACUUCGACCUGGAUGACGAUGACAUGGAAGACUACAGCGCACCUGGUUCUGCAUCCGGGGCUGGAGGCAACCCUCCCCCCCCCUCGACGCCUCCUUCGGGUAGUGGGGCCGAUGGGGAUGCCGGCGGUGCCGACUCGAGUGGAGAUGACCUGUUGGGCAUGUAAUGUGCGGGCGCCAUCGCAGGCCUGGUUUUGGUACUGUACCCCCCUCCCGAUGGCCCGAUGGCGUGGGCCACGCGCGGAAUAGCGUUGAUGAUUUCGCAACAGCACGCUGCUCUGUUCAGCGGAAACCCAUGCUGGUUUUUGUUGCCUUGCAGAGCGAAGGGAUGCCCCUUCAUGUGCCUCUUCAGACAAGCGAUUGGCAACAUGUGGAGACCGAGAAAGCAGCCGAAAUUCCACCGAUUCCCUCCAUGAGGUCUGUCGCACUCAUUUAAAAGAUUGAGAGGUUUUUGCCCACUUUGACUCCUGAGCGUGAAGUACAAGGAAAGCAGUCGAUCCGGGGAUGGCUAGCGGCUUUCAGGCGAGUCGUUCGUCCGGCGUUCGUAGAGAUGGUCCAAAUAUUGUUCCGAUCGAGGGCAGAGGUUUGUGAAGCUGCUGGCAACGUGCAUGCAAACCUCUAAGAAACUGUAUCGUACCAAUGUUUUCAAGCCCCCUACGGGAUCGAGUUUCUGUCCCCACAAAUAUGCCCUCUGAAUACAGCAGUUCUACGCUAAAUAUCUAGAAAACACAUAUUGGAAGCAGCCUUUUCCCAAUUGCAAAGAAGGGUCUCAGUUGGGGUCUCGUCACAAUAGAAAAGCACCAUCAAUAGUGUAGGUAUAUGACACGGAAAAUCGUCAUUAACACAUGAC
Molecule: messenger RNA, 2007 nt
Organism: Ectocarpus sp. CCAP 1310/34
Lineage: Eukaryota; Phaeophyceae; Ectocarpales; Ectocarpaceae
Source: the annotation of a GenBank genome assembly